AUGCAAUAUGUUGGAAGAGCCAUUGGCUCCGUUUCGAAGACAUGGAGCUCAUUGAAUCCGGCAACUCUUUCUGGUGCAAUCGAUGUUAUAGUUGUGGAAAACGAAGAUGGAUCGUUGUACUGCUCCCCCUUCCAUGUGCGGUUUGGAAAAUUUCAACUACUAAGGCCGUCGCAAAAGAAAGUCAACUUUAUUGUCAAUGGUGAAACAACAGAUAUUCCAAUGAAGUUGGGUGAGGGUGGAGAAGCUUUUUUUGUGUUUGAAACUGAUGCAGAUGUCCCAAAAGAUAUGCAGACAUCUCCAGUAGUAAGUGCAUCUCCUUCUCCUGAAGCUAGUCCUCGAAUGAGUCCAAAAAGCCCAAAUUUAGAAUCUCAAGGGGAGCCAGAAUACCUAGAUAUAAAUGGUGGUACGCAAGUUCUUUCGGACUUGAAAAGUAAUAGCGAAGGAAAUGAUUCACCGGAUGUUAACGAUCAAAUGGACCAUUUAAAGCUAGGUGAUGGAUCAGAAACGGGCCCCAAAUAUGAACUCGAAAGAACCAACACAUUGAAAUCUUUGGAGAGGGCAGAGAGUAUAUCGAAGAGAUUCAAGAAGAAAAAUAUCCCUUCUACUGUGGAAGCUAAUGGAGAUAUACUUCUUGAUAUGCAUGGCUACAAAAGCGAUGCGAAGGACCUUCAUGAUUCUGACAAAGUUAUCAAACAGCUUUUAGCGGACGAGUUUGGCUCUGAUGUGGAUUAUAACAUGCUUAUAAACAAAGACCUUAAUGGUAAUAUUAGAAUAACAGGAAAUGGUACUUCGCCUGCUGAAAGUGAGGAUGCGACUUCCUUAUCAUCCAAUCCUUCAUCUCAUGGUUCGGAUGAUACCGGUAAAAAUGAACAAGAUGACAGCAGCGAUCAAACUACAGCAGGAUCAAUUUCAUCCGGAAGUGCGAAAACAUCUUCUGGAGAUGAGCUUCAAUCAAAGAAAAGUACGGUCUACUUUAAAACAUUGAGAUUAACAUCUGCUCAAUUGAAAUGCAUGUCCUUAGAAUACGGUAGAAAUAAAGUCGAGUAUAGCGUGAAUAAAGGGAAAUCCGUCAUUGGUGCAUAUUUAUAUUUAUGGAAAUGGAACGUGCCUAUCGCGAUAUCAGACAUAGACGGAACCAUUACCAAGUCCGAUACUUUAGGUCAUUUGUUUACGAUGUUUGGUAAAGAUUGGACACACGAGGGUGUUGCCAGAUUAUUCAGUGAUAUAAAGAACAACGGAUACAACAUAAUAUAUUUAACGGCAAGAUCCGUUGGCCUUGCAGAUAUGACACGGUCAUAUCUUAAUGGGGUCUACCAGAAUGGAUACAGUCUGCCAUUUGGGCCAGUUAUACUUUCUCCAGAUAGGACAAUGGAAGCUUUAAAACGAGAAAUUGUUCUAAAAAAGCCUCAAGUUUUCAAGAUGGCAUGCUUAAAAGAUAUUGAAGCAUUGUAUUUUCCUAAUGAGUCUGGCAGAGAAGAUCAUAUGGAAAAUGCUUCAGAGCUAAAUAUUUUUGAUGGCUCAUCUGGCGAUGAGAUAGCACGCGAAUUACCCGCAACAACUGAUUCAAGCAGCUUUACUGAUAUUAAUACGAACACAAAUACAGGUUCUUCCAGAAUGUUGGAUGAAGAAAAGGCAAAUCAAACGCUAACGAAAGGUGACAACGGAGGUUCAUUUGAUAGUAACAACAAUGCGAACAGUAUUGACUCACAACGGUUUGAUUCGAUACCAGAAUCACAUUUGACAGGUAGUGACAUUCUGAAAAGUAUGAAUACAAAGGAAAAAGUGGGAGAGUCAAACUGUGAUGAGAGUGGCCUUCCGGGGGAGGAACUAAAAACGCCAUUUUACGCUGGAUUUGGUAACAGAAUUACUGAUGCAUUAUCAUAUCGGAGUGUAGGAAUUCCUUCCUCCCGUAUAUUUACCAUCAACACAGAUAGUGAAGUGCAUAUGGAACUUUUAGAGAUGGCUGGCUAUAAGGCGUCAUAUGUUUCUAUAGGAGAGUUGGUUGAUCAAUUUUUUCCUCCUGUGAGCAUUUCAAAAUCCAGCAAAGGAGUGGGUUCAGAAUUAAAUGAUGCCGCAAAUCGUUUUAGUGACGUAACGUUUUGGAGGAAUCCGAUACCGGACUUAACCGACAUUUCGGAAGAUGAGAGUACCACAAAUGAGAGCAAUGGUGGUGAAGACAACGAAACAUCAUCAUCACACGAAGAGGCCAGAAACGUUGGAUCACUGAGCCCGCGAUUAAAAUCUUUCUUUAUGAGGUCCAAUGAAAAUGUAGAUGAGAAGGAGGAUGAGAAAGAUGAUAGUAUUUUGGAAAGUGAAAAUGGGGCUCACGAUGACGAAGAUGAAGAGAUCGGGGAUGAUUUGGAUGAGGAUCCGGAUUAUGUUUACGAAGAUGAUCCCGAUAUGGAAUAUGAAGAUGAAGACAGUGUCGGAAGUGACUUUGACGGGGAUGAAUUGGAGGAUUAUGAUGAUAACAUAGGUGGCGAAAGUGUGGCCGAAGAUAAAGAUUACGAGCGAGAAGAGGAAGGUUUGAAGGUGAGGAACGACAAAAAAGAAGAGAAAGAAGAAGAAGCCUCUUUGAUUAAAGAAACGGGGAUGCAGAAGAAUACAUCAAAUCAUGCAUUGGAGGACCAAGGAACACCUACAUUUACAACAAAACAUGGAAGCUCUUCCGCAACAACCGUUAUGAAUCCCACCACAGUGCAUGGAUCAUUCAUCAGAAAUUAA
Molecule: messenger RNA, 2724 nt
Organism: Brettanomyces bruxellensis
Lineage: Eukaryota; Fungi; Ascomycota; Pichiomycetes; Pichiales; Pichiaceae
Exons: 1
Coding region: 1-2724 (907 amino acids)
Biological process (GO): triglyceride biosynthetic process; fatty acid catabolic process
Cellular component (GO): nucleus
Molecular function (GO): phosphatidate phosphatase activity
Source: RefSeq, a predicted model, not a curated record